GACGACAACAGAAAAAAAAGAAAGAAAAAAAGAGAAAGCAAAAUUGGUUGUUAGGAACGGGAAGAAGAAAGAAAAAUAGAACUGCAAAAGAAAAGGAAGGAAGAAAAUGAUGAGGCAGUAUUCUUUGAGUCUCAUCCCUCAGGCUUCUUUGCCUUGCUUUUCUCCCCAUCACGCCAGGAAUAGCGUUAUUAUCAAGAGCACAUUUACAUCGCCAAAGUUCCUUUCUAGUUUCCAUGUUGCACCAUCAGCUCAUCACAUUACCAAGCAACAUAGCCACAACAAGAAGCAGCAAACAAUAUGCAGCAGCAGCAGAAUUCUGCAUAUCUCAAAGGCUAAUGAUGAGGGCUUCUUCAACAGCAGCAGCAGCAGCAACUUGUCCAUUCAACUUGGGGCACUUGUGGCCAUUCUUGUGCAGCCAGGAGCGGCAUAUGCAGUUACAGGGGUGAAUAAUGAGGAAGAUCUUACCUGGACUUUGAUCCAAGUAGCCAUUGUUGCCUUUUGGUACUUCAUCAUCAUGCCUCCUGUCAUAAUGAACUGGCUGAGGAUAAGGUGGUACAGAAGAAAACUGCUGGAAAUGUAUCUGCAGUUCAUGUUUGUCUUCCUCUUCUUCCCAGGGGUAAUGUUAUGGGCGCCAUUUCUCAACUUCAGGAAGUUCCCAAGAGAUCCAUCAAUGAAGUACCCUUGGUCUAAACCUGAAAAUCCUUCCCAAAUCAAGAACGAUUACCUCAAGUACCCUUUUGCCUCUCCUGAAGAUUAUGAAUAACAGAGAAAAGAAAACAACAAAGACGGACCUGAGAACCUCUUC
Messenger RNA from Linum tenue, 805 nucleotides. The record is from the annotation of a GenBank genome assembly. Lineage: Eukaryota; Viridiplantae; Streptophyta; Magnoliopsida; Malpighiales; Linaceae.